Pocillopora verrucosa is the source of this 747-nucleotide messenger RNA. NCBI's taxonomy places the organism in Eukaryota, Metazoa, Cnidaria, Anthozoa, Scleractinia, Pocilloporidae. The record is from RefSeq and is a predicted model, not a curated record.
AUGAAAGAGAUCUUAUCCGCCUAUGGAGUACCCAAGGAAACGGUGGAUGCCAUCAUGAUUCUGUAUCAGGACACCUGCUCUAUGGUUCGCUCCCCUGAUGGAGACACAGACUUCUUCGAUAUCAGUGCUGGAGUCCUCCAAGCUCCGGACAAGAACAAUGAACUUGGCUUUACCCUCGCAAAGCGGAAGAGCAAACGCUACCCAGCUAUGAAAAUAACAAAUGCAGACUAUGCUGACGACUUAGCAGUACUGGCUGAUGUCCUAAAAGAUGCAACAUUCCUGCUGCACAGCAUUGAAAGAACAGCAAAGGAGAUAGGGCUCUACCUCAAUGCAGAUAAAACAGAGUUCAUCUGCUUCAAUGAAGAUGCGUCAGAAGGGAUGAGGAGUCUUAAUGGUGAGAAGAUAAAGCAAGUGGACGAUUUUGAAUACCUGAGAAGCUACAUCACCUCUACCAAACAUGAUGUUAACAUCGGACUAGGAAAGGCGUGGGAUUCUCUAAAUCAACUGGACAAGAUAUGGAAAUCAAACCUUCCUGACGACCUGAAAAGAAACUUCUUUCGAACAGCAGUGGAGACUGUCCUUUUAUAUGAUUCAGUCUCCUGGACCUUAACAACACAUCUGGAAAAGAAAAUCGACGAAGCAUUCACUAGAAUGGAUCACCCCACAAAUGUAGAGCUCUACGGCCACAUCCUGCCAAUCAGUAAAUCAAUAAAGGAUGAGAUUCGCAGGGCAUUGUUGGCGCAGUAA